UUGACAGAGAGCUUGGACAUAUUCCCAUUUUUCUGGCAGAUUCAAAAGGCUGACUGGAGCAACGCAGCGGAUAUAUUUUGCACCAAAGUGAAGGGAAAAUCAAGCAGAAGAAUUAGUGAACAGGGAGGAAGCAGUGUCAUGACCCCACGAGAACAGCUAAGGAAGAUAACGGCACUGGGAGAGCAAGGUGUUCUAGAUGAGAAACACUGGUAUCGACUGGUCAAUGGAAUGUCUGCUGGAGCAGAGUUGCGGCAGAGGCAUGAGCUCAUGAUGAGGAACCAGAUGGCCAUGGCUCCACAGAUCCUGACUCAGGGGCAGCAGAGAUUGCAGGGUGUGCCUGCACAGUUUGAUCCCCGCUUCAUGGAGAGGGAACUGGUGCAGCCCAAUGAAAUGGUAUCAGCUGAUGCUAGACAAAUCCACAUGGGUACCCAUCUUGGCUCACAUCCCCAAAAUUCCAAUGUCAUUCCAGGAAGAGCAUAUCCUGGAACAGGUUACGCCUUCCUCCCUACUGAAACCAUGGAGACAGUUGCAAGACGACAAGAGUUUAUUCACAAACAGAAUAUGGCCAGGAUGGAGAUGAAUGCUAUCCUGCACCAAAAAGAGCUGGAGAAUGCCCACCAAAAGGGUCUGAUUGGCAUGGAGAAUCCUAUGAUGUACCAGGGCAUCCAACCCAGUCCCAUUGGCUUCAGGGGUCGUCAGCGACUUCCUGAUGGACAUGAUGUGUUUGUCCAUCGCACCGCCCUUGAAGACAUGCAUGCUAACAGUCUCCUCGUGUCAAGCCCCUACCCACCAAUCAGCACAAUGCAAAGGGAGCGAGGGCGCAGAACAGGCAGAAGAGCCACCAAUCAUAAAAGCUCAGACAGCCACCUCUCACUCCACAAAGGCCAAUCAGAAGAGAAGAAUAUAGAGCAAAGUCCAGGAGGUGCUUCUGGGGAGGAGAAGGAGGCAGAAGGGAAAGGUGACCUGAGCAACGAGGCCACAAUCAGCCAACCACUCCAAACCAAAAUGGAAACUGAGCUGUCUUCAGGCAGCAGCAGAAAAAGUUUUAAGGAAGGAGAGCCCGGGAUUCGCAAGGCCUGUAUUAAUGGACAGGAGGGCUGUUCAGAAGUCACCAACUGCAAUGCCAGCACCAGGGACAAAGAUAUACCCAACCCUUGCUCAGCUUUCCAAGAGAAGUUUCUGUACCCUUCUGCCACUGGCACAUUUACAGGCAUGCCCUACAUGCUCCCGGUGCCAGGAAAUGGACUUCUACCACUUGGGCCUCCUAAUAUGUUUCUCAAUGGAGAAGAGAUGUCUUCACAGGAAGAUGUUCGCAAGUGGACAGUUGACGACGUCUACAACUUUAUCAGUGAAAUACCAAGCUGCUCUGAAUAUGCACAGACAUUCAAAGACCACAUGAUUGAUGGAGAGACAUUGCCUCUUCUGACAGAGGACCACCUCCUGGACACACUUGGGUUAAAGCUAGGCCCUGCACUCAAGAUACGAUCACAGUUGUCCCGACGGUUGGGUAACAUGUUCUACAACAUGAUGAACUUGCCGCUGCCUGUAUCUGGCCUGCAACCUGCACCCGAGAAAGGUGGGGACAGAUCAUCAGACAUCAGCUCCCCCCUCAACUGCAACAGCAUGGAGAUGCUCGGCAGUCCCAGGGACACAGAGGCUCGUAAAUCUGCAGAGCCUGUAACUGAAGCUGACAAUCCUUCUCCGACCCAAAUGAGCGAGAUUGCCUAAAGAGGGCAUGUAGAACUACUGGACUAUUCACUAUUUACCUCAAGAAUCUGUUGUGUUGCCCAGUGUAUUUGGCCUGACAAACACUUACACAAAGAUAUAUUUUAAAAUAUUAAUUACAGAUAAUUUAUGCUCUAAUACAAUAGGCUUGCCAUUCAGUCUCAAACAGUUCAUAAGAGUUAGUAAAAUUGUCCAUGCUGUUCACAAUUUUUUCAGCAAAUGUGUAUUUUUUUAAUAAGCUAGCUUUAUUUUGAAAAUGUUAAUGUAUUUUUUUAUUAUACAAUUGUAUUUUGGUUUUUACUUUAAAAUUGAAUUAUUCUGUAUUGUUUGU
Messenger RNA from Xyrauchen texanus (razorback sucker), 2056 nucleotides. Its product is annotated as sterile alpha motif domain-containing protein 7-like. Gene Ontology annotation, molecular function: protein binding. The transcript has 10 exons. The record is from RefSeq and is a predicted model, not a curated record. The coding region runs from base 139 to 1728 and encodes 529 amino acids. Lineage: Eukaryota; Metazoa; Chordata; Actinopteri; Cypriniformes; Catostomidae.